AUGUUGAGUACCAAGGGAAGUACAGAUGGCUUGUUCAACUCGUUUCGAGUAGUACUGACUGACUGCAAUUAUGCUCGUAGUUUUGGUACAUGGAACAGGGUCUUGACCUUAGCUGGUUCCUUAAAAAUGGGGACUUUGUCGUUGGAUAUGCUUUUUAUCCGACGGCUGGGUUCAUUACUGAAGCUUCUGUUUCCAUUGAACCGUCACUCGAAAACAGCAUGGCUUGCACUUGUCGUACUCAUCACUUCGUUUCUGGACCAAGUAGGGACAUACUUUGUUGGAAUCUUGCCAAGUCAGUUCUAUGUUGUUCUUGGAAAUAGGGAUCUGUCCGCAUUCAAACUUCUAAUUGCGAAAGCUACGGUGAUAGUCAUAGCGAAAUCAGUGUCUCUUGCGUCAAUCAAGUACUUCACCUCCAUUCUUGCCAUCAGGUGUAGAGAAUUAUGCACCUAUACUCUGCACAGACUUUAUUUUAAAAGAAGAGCUUUCUAUAAAUUGGGUACCAUGUCUGAGGGUCUUGAUAACAUUGACCAGCGUUUGACUCAAGAUAUCGAAAAGACUACUCAGGCACUCGCUGUCGAUCUCUUUGCUCCAGUCAUCACUGCGCCUUUCAUCAUAUUAUAUUACUCUUACCUGACUUGGAAAAGCUCAGGAUGGAUGGGUCCUUUCACGAUUUAUAUUUAUUUUGCGCUUGUAACAACUGUUAAUCGUUACCUUUUGUCCCCUAUUGUGGGUCUUGUCAAUGAAACAGAGAGACGGGAGGGCGACUUCCGUCAGCGUCAUAUGGAAGUCAGAACUAAUGUGGAGUCAAUUGCCUUCUAUCAAUCUGGUCUUAUUGAGAACAUCAUGGCAAAUCAGAAGCUGAAAAUCUUGUUGAAAACAAAGAGAAAGCUCAUUGAGUGGCGAUUUCUCCUCGGCAUUGUCACGAAUAUAUUUGAUUAUUUUGGUGGAACACUGUCGUAUCUUAUCAUCGCGAUUCCUAUAUUCAUGACGCAUACAUAUGAUUCGCUAUCUGGUACAGAGCUUAAUGGUGUCGUGUCAAUGAAUGCAUUCUUCUAUCUUUAUUUGAUCUACAGCUUUACAAAUCUGAUCACACUAUCAGAGAAACUAGGAGAUCUUGCUGGUGUUACGCACAGGGUGAUCGAAUUACUGGAAGAACUACGACGGUUGCACUCCGAUUGUCUUGAAACAGAUAGGCCGCCGUCCACCGUACCAUCAAGCGUCGUAGUAAUAGGGAGUGACGAAGAGGAAAAGGCUAUCACUAGCAAAGCGAUCGAAGAAUUACAUGGCAAACAGCUUUCGCUCGAACGGGAUUGCGACGAUGAGGAGGAAGCCCAGUUUCUCCUAGGCAAUACUGUUGACCGCGAUGAUGAGUGUCCUGAUGAUGGAGUAGCAAUGACCUUAGAUUCAGCCACUUUAGCCGCUCCUAAUGAUGCACACAACGUCAUAAUCGCUAAUCUUUCCCUACAACUUAUACAAGGGCAAAACGUGCUGAUUACUGGUGAUAGCGGCGUUGGCAAAACUUCAUUACUCAGGCUCUUUGCUGGUUUAUGGAACAAUGUAUCAGGCAAAAUAGAUCGCCACUGGCGCGUUCGUCCACAGAGUUUGCUAUUUGUCCCACAAAAAUCUUACUUUCCCUCUGGCGGUGUCACUUUACGGCAGCAGAUAGUUUAUCCGCUUAAGGCUCUUCCAGUGGAAAAAGAUGUUGUUCGAUUAACACAAAUUCUUGAAUGGGUGAAAAUGGAGCACUUGUUGGAGCGAUGUCAAGGUUUUGAUCAUCCUGUCGAGUGGGAUUGGUGCGAGUCAUUAUCUCCUGGUGAAUUGCAGCGACUGUCUAUGGCACGUGUUUUCUAUACAAAGCCGAGGAUAGUAUUUCUGGAUGAAGCCACAAGUGCCAUUGGUUUUGAGACAGAGAUGCAGCUAUACAGGAAACUGCAAGAGGAAGGCAUAACCUUUGUGUCUGUUGGACAUCGAUUUUCCCUGAAGCAGUUCCACGACAUGGAACUCAAAGUUUAUCUGAGUCAAAACAGUCGCGCCCUUGUUUGCUUCAUAACCUGUGCUAGGCUGGUUAUCCUGUUCACUUCAGUUUUAGUCGAUUCAGAGGAGUCAAGUGAACACUUUUGUUUUGUGCUGUCCUUAUAUGCUGAUGACGAACGUCACUAA
Molecule: messenger RNA, 2160 nt
Organism: Cylicocyclus nassatus
Lineage: Eukaryota; Metazoa; Nematoda; Chromadorea; Rhabditida; Strongylidae
Source: the annotation of a GenBank genome assembly